Messenger RNA from Aphanomyces astaci, 528 nucleotides. RefSeq lists its product as hypothetical. Bases 1 to 486 code for a protein of 161 amino acids. NCBI's taxonomy places the organism in Eukaryota, Oomycota, Saprolegniomycetes, Saprolegniales, Verrucalvaceae. The transcript has 7 exons. The record is from RefSeq and is a predicted model, not a curated record.
AUGGACGUGAGCUAUGGCAGGUCGCUGCACUUGACAGUGUGCGAGUUGCCGCAAGGCGCACCUGUAGUGCCUAGCGGACCGUUUGUGUUGGACAUUUGCUUGGAUUACUUUACAACGUUGAACCCGUUCCUUCAACAGUUUGAGCUCGCGUGUGGCGCAGACGACACGCGUGUCUUGUGUCGUAUCUAUGGUGGAGUUCAAUUCAAGAACGUGCCGCCCACACUCUGCCAUGCCGACCAACUGCGUCAUCAACACGAGCACGCCACGUCAUUGGACCGGGUGUUGGUGACCCAAGCAUGGCGUCAAAUGGACGAAGCUGCGUUUAUCGCGAGUGUGGCCCACGUGUUCCCUCUCUAUAACGACCCAGCCGCAAUGCCUGGCCUAUUUCAACUGUAUUAUCGUAUGCUUUCACGAUACAACGAGGCCCAGUUGGACCUGACGAAAUGCAAACGUACUUGCAUUCCUUGGACGUUUGUCCCAGUUUGAUCACUAUUGCCACGUCUCAGACAGACAACUACACCCCGUCGC